Aethalodelphis obliquidens (Pacific white-sided dolphin) is the source of this 1500-nucleotide messenger RNA. It is a transcript of the gene HMBS, whose product is annotated as hydroxymethylbilane synthase. Gene Ontology annotation, molecular function: hydroxymethylbilane synthase activity. The transcript has 14 exons. Gene Ontology annotation, cellular component: cytoplasm. Lineage: Eukaryota; Metazoa; Chordata; Mammalia; Artiodactyla; Delphinidae. Gene Ontology annotation, biological process: heme biosynthetic process. The coding region runs from base 148 to 1233 and encodes 361 amino acids. The record is from RefSeq and is a predicted model, not a curated record.
GCAGGCCCUUAGCGGAGCCGGGAGAGUGUGGCUGCCGGAGGAUUGCGAGCUCCGCGUGCGCCCAGUGCCCGGCCGGCCGGAGCCUUUGGCUUGCCCGACUCCGGAGGACACGGGCAGCAGCCUCCGGCCUACUUCCCGCGCACAGCCAUGUCUGGUAACGGCGACGCGGCCGCAACGGCGGAAGAAAACAGCUCAAAGAUGAGAGUGAUUCGCGUGGGUACCCGCAAGAGCCAGCUGGCCCGCAUACAGACGGACAGUGUGGUGGCAACGCUGAAAGCCUUAUACCCAGGCCUGCAGUUUGAAAUCAUUGCUAUGUCCACCACAGGAGACAAGAUUCUUGAUACUGCUCUCUCUAAGAUUGGAGAGAAGAGCCUGUUUACCAAGGAGCUGGAACACGCGCUGGAGAGGAAUGAAGUGGACCUGGUUGUUCACUCCCUGAAGGACCUGCCCACGGUGCUUCCUCCUGGCUUCACCAUUGGAGCCAUCUGCAAGCGGGAGAGCCCCUAUGAUGCUGUGGUCUUUCACCCAAAAUUUGUUGGGAAGACCCUAGAAACCUUGCCAGAGAAGAGCGUGGUGGGAACUAGCUCCCUGCGGAGAGCGGCCCAGCUGCAGAGAAAGUUCCCACAUCUGGAGUUCAAGAGUAUUCGGGGAAACCUCAACACACGGCUUCGGAAGCUGGAUGAGCUGCAGGAGUUCAGUGCCAUCAUCCUGGCCGCAGCUGGCCUGCAGCGCAUGGGCUGGCAGAACCGGGUGGGGCAGAUCCUGCACCCUGAGGAGUGCAUGUAUGCUGUGGGUCAGGGGGCUCUGGGAGUGGAAGUUCGAGCCAAGGACCAGGACAUCUUGGAUCUGGUGGGUGUGUUGCAUGAUCCUGAGACUUUGCUUCGCUGCAUUGCUGAACGGGCCUUCCUGAGGCACCUGGAAGGAGGCUGCAGUGUGCCAGUGGCAGUGCAUACAGCUAUGAAGGAUGGGCAACUAUACCUGACUGGAGGAGUCUGGAGUCUGAAUGGCGCAGAUAGCAUGCAAGAGACGAUGCAGGCCACCAUCCAUGUCCCUGCCCAGCAUGAAGAUGGCCCUGAGGAUGAUCCACAGCUGGUGGGCAUCACUGCCCGGAACAUUCCACGACGAGCCCAGCUGGCUGCUGAGAGCCUGGGCGUCAGCCUGGCCACCUUGUUGCUGAACAAAGGAGCCAAGAACAUCUUGGAUGUUGCACGGCAGCUCAACGAUGCCCACUAACUGGUCUGUGGGGCACAGGUGCCUGGGUUGCUGGUGCCCCGUGCCUACAUCCCAGCCCUCAGUGCCCCAGUCUCACUGUUACCUGGGGGGUGAUUACCCAGGGGAUGGAACUGCAGGGGCGGAGACUUAGAGACUUGUCUCAACUUGGGGCCUUGGUGAUGCCUUGUCUCCUCAGUAGGUGGAGGCUUAGUCUCUAGAGAAAAAACAUCUAACAAGCCACAGCCUUUGAAUGUAACCAACUCAACUAAUAAACUAGAUUUGAAGGUG